This is a messenger RNA of Ipomoea nil (Japanese morning glory), 1057 nucleotides long. Its product is annotated as polyadenylate-binding protein-interacting protein 5-like. The record is from RefSeq and is a predicted model, not a curated record. NCBI's taxonomy places the organism in Eukaryota, Viridiplantae, Streptophyta, Magnoliopsida, Solanales, Convolvulaceae. Bases 230 to 739 code for a protein of 169 amino acids. The transcript is spliced from 3 exons.
AGACGUAACGCGCGCGCAGUGGAGAGUGGAGACUGGAGAGGCGACAAAAGAGAGAUAACCGUCUUUGCCAUCAUGAGAUCGUCACAUUUCUUGGUUUCAGGCUACUCUCAAAACCAGCUUUCUUCACUCUCAAGCCAUUUUUGCCAAAAGUAGGGUUUCCGAAGCUCGCAGGCAGCCUAGAUCGCUCUCCUCCAGUGCUUCAACAGCAAAUUCUAUAUGGUCUGUAGCCAUGAUUCCCAUGAAGGCAGGAAAAUCUACUUUGAAUCCACAUGCUGAAGCUUAUGUACCACUCUCCAAAAGAGUGUUACCCACUAAAGACAGUGCUAAGUCUCCAGGGAUAGAGAAUAAAGACGGAAAUGAAGCUGGCUUGCUGCCGACUGGAGUUACACCAACUCAAUAUCAGCAGCAGUUUGCCCAAAGGACUGAACAAUAUUACAUGCAGCACUCUCCUAGUGAUGACUUUUAUGGGUCAUCAUCUCAGGGUCAACAUGAGUUUACAGAUACAGAGGUUUUGGAUAUGGAAUUUGACAUUGACAUGCAAUACCUUCGGAGAACUUUUCGUGAUAUAUCCGAGGAAUCACUUUCUCAAGUCUAUUUAGUAAACAAGUGUGACCUGGAAGAAACUGUUGACAUGCUAAAUCAACUUGAGGUUGUUCUGAAAAGCUUCCUGAUUGUCUGGACAUUGGUGAUGAAUCGGAACCUGGCCCUUCUUCGGGUGAAGCUUAUAGUCAGAAACUGAAGAAGGUGAGUGAUGAAAGCAGCAGCACAGUUGCUUCGUCAUCAGGCUCGUCAUGCUCGGAGCCUGUGAGUUAAAUGUUUGUUUGGUUUGGAGAUGGAAGUGUGAAUUUGAUCAUCAAAGGUUUUUAGUUGAGAGGUGUGAGCAGUGAUGUUUCAGCCCCCCAUGUUGUAUAGCACAAUACUGCUUUGUACUUUUGGUUUUAAUUCUGAUCUCAAAGUGGUCUUUGCUUUAUAGAGCUGAGAGAUAUGCACAUUCAAAUAUCUGAAUGAUAUAGCCCUGAAUUUGGGGAUAAAACACUAGUUUGAUUUUGCCCAUUCA